Messenger RNA from Drosophila hydei, 1509 nucleotides. It is a transcript of the gene Ugt307A1, whose product is annotated as UDP-glucuronosyltransferase 1-6. The record is from RefSeq and is a predicted model, not a curated record. Bases 1 to 1509 code for a protein of 502 amino acids. NCBI's taxonomy places the organism in Eukaryota, Metazoa, Arthropoda, Insecta, Diptera, Drosophilidae. The transcript has 2 exons. Gene Ontology annotation, molecular function: UDP-glycosyltransferase activity.
AUGUGGGUCCCAGUCGUGAACUGUUCGCUGGGCCAUCCACUUCUGCUGCUCGCCUGCUGGUUUACUGUUGGCGUCCAUGGCGCUCGCAUAUUGUGCGUCUUUGUGGGCGUGCAUCGAUCGCAGCUGCUUGUCCAUUUGGCAGUGGCGCGAGUUCUGCUGUUGCGUGGUCAUCAGCUGACUGUGGUAACUAGCCAGCCUCUAGAGCACAAUUGGCCCAAGGCGAAUGUAACUCACCUGCUGCUGCCCUGGCAGUUAGCAAAGGAGCAGUUGAUUGAGCCUCAAGCUAACUUCCUAAGUCGCUUGCAAUGGACGCUUGGAAGGCUGGAGAAAUCUGGCGAGCUGCUGGAUCAGCCGGAAUGGCGCAGCUUUAUGGAGCACACUCCAACAACUCCCUACGAUCUGCUACUGCUCGGCUAUCAUUUCAAUGAUCAUCUUCUGGGCGUGGCCGCCCAUUUCAAUUGCCCUGUGGCCAUUAUAACGACGCAGCAGCCAAUUGGCUUUGUGCACAGCCUGUUGGGCAAUCCGGAGGAACGUUGGUAUGUGCCACAGCCCUACGACAGUCGCCAGCGCACAGGACUUGAGGGCUGCAUCUUUGGAUUGUGGGAGAAGCUGUCGGAGCUGCUAGCCAGGCGCGUCAUGCAAAGGAUUUACAGCACUCACUUUCCUUCGCCUCGCUAUCCCAGCUUCGAGGAUAUGCGUCGUCGAGUGGCACUGGCUUUGAGUAAUCAUCACAUGAUCAGCGAGGGACCCAUAGCUCCGCUGCUGCCCAGUAUGCUGGAUAUUGGAGGCAUUGUCAUGGAGCAGACAGAACUGAUGAGUAUAGUUAUACCUCAACGUCCCUUCAUACUCUUUAGCCUGGGCACGCGGUUCAGCUGGCUCACAAUGCCUGGCCGAGUGGAGCAAGUGUUUGUGGAUGCUUUCGCAGAACUAAAGGAUUAUGAUAUAUACUGGACAUACGAUGGAGUUAAUGCUGCUGCUAUUCACUUGGCAAACAGCCAUAUAUAUUUGGAGCAGUGGUUGCCACAAGCUCAGCUGUUGGCUCAGCCCCAGGCGCGGCUCUUCAUCACACAUGGAGGCAAGGGAAGCCUAACUGAGGCACUCUACCAUGGAGUUCCUCUUCUUGGUCUGCCUCUACUAGGCGAUCAGCGUCCAAACCUGCGCAAAAUGCAAGCCAAGGGCUGGGGCUUGACUCUGGACAUUCACAAUGUUAGCCAAGCUCAGCUGUUGGGCUCCAUCAAGAGGCUACUCAAUGAAACGCACUUCAGAGAGAGCAUUCAAAGAUCUUCAGUGCUGUAUCGAGAUCGUCCUUUAAAUGCCAGUGAUGUGGCUGCAUACUGGCUGGAAUAUGUGAUUAGGCAUAAAGGUGCACCGCACCUGUCUGGCAACGCCAGGCAGCUGAACUUCUGGCAGCGCCAGCUGCUAGACGUUAGACUAACGGUCUAUGGUACCUUGGGCCUGCUUAGCUGGUUGGCCCUUUGGCUAAAUAGAAAACUCAACUGUAAUCGCUGA